This is a messenger RNA of Linum trigynum, 2066 nucleotides long. The record is from the annotation of a GenBank genome assembly. NCBI's taxonomy places the organism in Eukaryota, Viridiplantae, Streptophyta, Magnoliopsida, Malpighiales, Linaceae.
AGCAUGUGUAGAUACACCUGCAUGUUCAAAUUUUUUAUGUGAAUAUUCGGUUUGAAAACUCUUCAAACAUAUCUAUUUACACAUACAUGGAAACGUAGGUACCGAGGAAGAAGGGUGGAAACUGGAAAGAGAGAGGACGACUUAUGGUCAAUUGGUCAUGGAUGGAUGUCUGUAGAAGGGUCAAUAGUAAGAUUAGGCGCCCGCUGGCGGGCCGCAGCCCCUGUUUCGUCCUGAGUUUGACUAUAGCUAGAUAGCUAGCUAAAAUGCCAUCUCUUUCAAACACCUGCUGAAACUUCUUCUUAAGUGCUCUUUAAUCCCACCACCAUGCCUAAAACUAAUGCUCAAACAGGUGCCUACUUCACUGCCCACAGAGCGCACACACACACUCUGCUUGUACAUGUUUUCCAUUUAAUUGCUUUCUAGUUUAUACCCCACAACCUCUGCUAGCUAGCUGCUGGAUUGUUGCUGUAGUUUAUUGAGAAUGAAUAGGAGCCACAGAAAGGGUCUGUCAAUGAUAGACCUUCCAAUGUCUGCAGACGGAAUUGAGCUGUGCAACAGAGUGUUCUCACAGGCAUCCUCCGAGGCAGAGCCUCCCUCUGAACAGAGUGUUCUCCUGUCAUGCCAAGCUCGGUCGUUAGAGCUGUUUCUCGCCGACCAACGGCGUAUUCAUGAUCGGGUGAUGAUUCAUAGUGAUAGUGGGUAAAGAGAAUUACACCUCCGGGCCGGAACUAAUUCCCCCAAUCCGUCGCCGUUGCCGGAAGAAAAAACAGAGCCUACCUACUCAAUGUUUUUGGGUUCGUAUAGAGAUGCGUCAUAUGCUGGAAAUUAAAAUUAGUUACCUUUCUCUCUACUCGACUCUCCCGGCCUUUGUGAUUCCUCUUCAUUAGGCUUUGCUCUGUCAGUCAACAACAGCGAGCUGCUCUGCUUGUUUUCUGUUUUUUCCCCGGUUAUUUCCCGCCCCCUGUUUUUGCAGAGAUGGUCUCGAUCAGGCCGAGUCAAUAUAUCGCAGAAAAGUCAAUAUAUCACCAAAUUAUCACGAUAUAUCGUACCAUAUCGUAUAUCGUCAAUUUCACUUUCUCGUCAAUUUAUCGCGUUUCGAUUUUGGUUUUGAGAACUCGAAACGUUUCGCGUUUCGACGUUUCGGACACCCGUAUUUCCCAUUUUUCGCGCUUGUUCCCGCUGCUCCGUCGCUCGUUCUUGCGCCAUUUGUCCUCUGGCGUACUCCUCUACCGGCCAGCAGCAGCGGCGGGGGCUGGUGAUGGAGUUGGCCACCGGUUAAGGGGUUUUCCUCUACCUCUCAAACCGCCGCCGGAGCUCGCUGGCCUUUCCUUCCUUGCCCAGCCAUAAAUUCCCUGAGCCUCUGCAAUUUCCUUUAUCACACGACGGAGUGAGAGAGAUCGGAAGAAAAAUCCUUCCCCGACCAAUUCUAAUUCUUUGGUCCGAUAUAGAUUAGUGGGUAAUCGAUUUACUUACUCGCCGAAGCUGCUGGAAACAGUAUUAUUUCAUGAUCCGAAGAAAAUAGUGGAUUAACGGCCACCGGACGACGGGGUUCCUCUCCGACGUCCGCCACAUUUGCUCCGUUUCCUCUGAAGCGAAAAACAGGGCACUCUGCUUAUCCACAACUAAUAGAAAGGAAGGAGCUUAUUACCUUUGAAUGAUUGAUUACUUGUCAACCGAAGAAACCGUAUAGCCUAGAAGUGGAUCCUGUUCCUAGUCCAACCCCAUUGGAAAAACAUCGUGAAGCUAGAAAUAUUAUAGAUUUGGAGUUUGAAUUCCAACACAGUCGCAGCCUGCCAUCGUUGAACAGAGAUUAAGUAAUUCUUUGUUAUGUUCUUUCCAAUGAAUGAUCUAUUUAUUUCUUUCUAGAACGAAACUUUAUCAUAACCACGUGUGCUUGGUUGCUGCCUGCUAUGAUGCAGCUAGUCGUGAUCCAUCGUUUCAAAGUAGUGACCUUUCAGCCCGAGCAAGCCAUUGAUUCAGCUGCAGGUAUGCAGAUUUCUGCUUCUCAUUGAACAAAUGAUCAGAAUGUUGACCCUUUUACUUACAAAUAACAGAUUGAAGAUAAC